This is a messenger RNA of Lathyrus oleraceus (garden pea), 1677 nucleotides long. Its product is annotated as gamma-tubulin complex component 2. Gene Ontology annotation, cellular component: gamma-tubulin complex; spindle pole; microtubule organizing center. Gene Ontology annotation, biological process: mitotic cell cycle; meiotic cell cycle; spindle assembly. The transcript has a single exon. The coding region runs from base 1 to 882 and encodes 293 amino acids. Gene Ontology annotation, molecular function: microtubule minus-end binding; gamma-tubulin binding. The record is from RefSeq and is a predicted model, not a curated record. Lineage: Eukaryota; Viridiplantae; Streptophyta; Magnoliopsida; Fabales; Fabaceae.
AUGUCUGCAACUUAUCCAAUGGAUAUGGUCCGAGGCAGGAUAACUGUACAGAUCGAGAUAUCCCCUUAUCAGUACCGAGGAAUGUUCCAUGCUUUGACUACUGUGCUUAGGCAAGAAGUUCCACGUGCUUUAUAUAAGGAUUGGCUUCCUUCAGUAAUUGGAGUUGUUCCUUAUGUUGGUCUCAACUUUGCUGUCUACGAGUCUCUGAAAGAUUGGUUGAUUAAAGCUAGACCAUUUGGUCUAGUUCAAGAUUCUGAGCUGAGUGUGACAACACGCCUGGCUUGUGGUGCUGCUGUCGGAACCAUUGGACAAACCGCCGCAGGAUUUGAAAAUCUUAUCGGCUAUUAUGAGCCUCCAGUACAAGAGAUUAUUGUUAUUGAUGAAGUGCUCUCUGCUAUGGUUGGGGUUGAAGGACGUUACAUUUCAAUCAAAACACUUCGUGGAAAGAAGGAUGAAAUUAUUAAUUUCCUGGUGGACCCAUCUAUGGAUUUGACACUGCAGGAGUUGGCAAAAUGGAUUUUCCCUAUUUGUAGGAGAUUUCUGUUGAUCAACCAAUUUAUGGAAUCAAGGUCUCAGUUCCAGAAUGGGCUAGUUAAUCAUGCCUUUUUUUCCGCCCUUAGGGAAUUCCUUCUCGAUUACCAGGCCUUCGUGGCACAACUUGAGCACCAAUUCCGGCUUGGGAGACUUUCCCUUCAAGGAUUAUGGUUCUACUGUCAGCCCAUGUUGAGGUCAAUGCAGGCAUUGUCUACUGUUAUACAGAAGGCUUCAACCAAUAAUUUUUCUGUUUCUGCCAUUCUUAACUUAUUGCAGAGUCAGGCAAAGGCUAUGGCUGGAGACAAUGCAGUCAGGUUGUUGCUGGAGAAAAUGACAAUGUGCAAGUAGAGCCUACAUGAGCAUACUCGAAAUAUGGGUCUAUGAAGGAGUAAUAGAUGAUCCUUAUGGUGAAUUUUUCAUUGCAGAAGACAAAUCUCUUCAAAAGGAGAGUCUUACUAGAGAUUAUGAUGCUAAGUAUUGGCGACAGUGUUACAGCCUCAAAGAUGCAUUAGGAGGAACUUGCAACACUGUCAUGAUUGCAAACAUAAGCCCAAGUAUCCUUUCAUUCGGUGAAACUCAAAACACCCUUCAUUGGGCUGAUAAAGCCAAGGAGAUUCGAACAAAGGCACCUGAUGCAAACGAGGAUCUAUUACUGGUACCUAAAACAGAAACAUACCAGGCGCAACUAAUACUUGAGUUGCAAAAUGAGAAUCGUCAAUUGCGAAUUCAGCUAGCACGCCAGAAAACAGAUGCUUUUGAAGCUCAAAGCACAAUCCUUGGCUGCAUAUUCUUCCCCAACACCGCCAUCACCUUCAUGUAUACCAUGUGGAACUAAACACACUUCAUAAAUCUCAACUUCAACACAACACGCAUAACAAUUCUGUUCUUUUUCUUCAAUAUAAUCUCACUGUACUCCCUUUUUCACCUCAAAAAAUGACCUGCAUAUUAUUUCCUCAUUCAUAUCCACUAUUUAUCUCAUAUGUAUAAACCACCAUUACAAACACCUCCCAUUUGAUCUCUUAAAAACUCCAUAUCUUCAUAAACCCAUACGUUAUAUCUUCACUCAAACCACCUCAUACUUCUCCAUCACAAGUCAUGCUACAAUAACAAACUACACACACACCAACUCAAAGUCAUUCAUAA